Molecule: messenger RNA, 1317 nt
Organism: Populus euphratica (Euphrates poplar)
Lineage: Eukaryota; Viridiplantae; Streptophyta; Magnoliopsida; Malpighiales; Salicaceae
Product: tRNA/rRNA methyltransferase (SpoU) family protein
Exons: 4
Coding region: 97-1161 (354 amino acids)
Biological process (GO): RNA processing
Molecular function (GO): RNA methyltransferase activity; RNA binding
Source: RefSeq, a predicted model, not a curated record
UGGCUACAGGGGAUAGGGGAUAGAAAGGAACAACGGUUGAUGUAAAGAGUGAAUAGAAAACAUGAAUUAUAGGAACAAAUAAUAAAAGGAAAGAAUAUGCAGAGCGCGUACACAUCCGGUUCCUGGAUACCAGCUCAAGCUUCUGUAAAACUCCGAAACUCGAAGGCAAAGCUAACAACUGAAACCUGUUAUUAUCAUUGCUUUGACAAUACAGGCGGCGGCGGCGGCGAUAAUUCAAGAUUUGCAUUACCAAUACCAAGAAUAAUAAUAAAGGCAGCAGCAGCAGGAGGUCAUGUAAAAUCAAUAACAAGCACUUCAAACCCUUUUGUUAAGCACUGUCUCAAGCUCCAACAAAACUCCUCUUAUCGUCACUCUCAUGCUUCAGCUCUUGUUGUGGGUUCUACCCCUAUCAGGGAGAUACACAGAUCUCAAGAGUCCUUGCAAGAAAGGACCGUUGAAUUGGAAUAUUUACUUCUUCUUGAUGAAGCAGAGGUCUCCCAAGUCCUCGACGACAAGUCCUCUGCUCGUGUUGUGCGUGUGAGCUCUGUCGUGAUGAAAAAGCUUUCACAGUUGCAGUCUACUGAAUCUGUUGAUGCUAUUGCUCUCAUGAAAUUUCCUACCACCUAUUUUGUUGUAGACAAUCAUCAAGAUUAUAGCCGGAAAUGGUUCCCAUCUCCGCACCGAAUUUUAGUCCUCGAGGGGAUCCAGGAUCCAGGUAACCUUGGUACAUUACUCAGAUCAGCUUUGGCAUUGGGAUGGGGUGGUGUGUUCUUACUUCCUGGUUGUUGUGAUCCAUUCAAUAGUAAAGUCCUCCGAGCUAGCCGAGGAGCGUCCUUUCAGAUCCCCAUAGUUUCUGGCAGCUGGUAUCAUCUUGAAGCUCUCAAAGAUGAAUACCAGAUGAAGAUGCUAGCUGGCCAUCCAGACUGUAAUGACAAAUCGAGACCCGUGUCACAGCUAUCUCAAGGGCUUGCAGAUUGUUUUGCCAGGGUUCCAUUGUGCUUGGUUUUGGGUAGCGAGGGGCAUGGCCUUUCAGAAAAAGCUCAACGUGAAUGUGAGCUUUUGAGUAUACCAAUGACAGGAGAGUUUGACUCUCUCAAUGUCGCAGUUGCUGGAGGCAUUUUCUUAUACAUGUUACAGCCGAAAAGCCACAAAACUGUUUAAUGGUUUUUAUUUGUGAUUUUGUAUGAGGUCAAAACUUCACUAGUUACAUAGUUAUUAGAUGAACAAAUUAUUGUUGAGUAGUUGAGGUUUUAUUGAAAUUAGACUUUAAGCUUGAGCUUCUAAAGCGCAAUAAUUUUAUAUUAUCGUGAUGAUGUA